CCAGUUUUUUUCCUCCCCCCACCUGCAACUGUGGAAGGAAACGUGCCAAUCCCUCCUCUUCAACAGGCUUUUGAAAAGGAACUAGAAGAGAAGGAAGUUUUAAUUAAAAAGUUUGAAAAUGAAAUAGCGGAGAAUAAGGUUUUAAUAGAAAAGUUUGAACAUGAACUAGCAGAGAAUAAAGUCUUCAUUGAAAAGCUUGAAAAAAAACUAGGAGAGAAAAAUACCUUGGUCGUAAGGUAUGACAAGAUAAUAUCAGAGAAAAGUAUAUUAGUGGUUGAGUUGGAAAGAGAACUAGCAGAAAAAAAUUCCACAAUUGAAGAGCUUGAGGAGGAAGUAACUGUCUUCAAAGAAGACCUAGAUGACAAAAGUGUUUUAAUAAAUAAGUUGAAAAGAGAAAUUUCAGCUCUGCAAAACACUAUAAAAAAUUCUUCUGAAAGUCAGGCAGACAAGCAUGAGAAUAAAAUAAAUAGCUUAGAAAAAGAACUAGAUGAGAAGAAUAUUUUGAUAGAUAAGUUGAAAAGUGAAAUUUUAGCACUGCAAAGUAGUAUAAAAAAUUCUUCCGAAGAUCACGCAGACAAGGUGUACCGUGAAGCUAUCCAGACUAAUACUGAAUCAUCAAACAUUAUUUCUGGAGAAGAACCUUCGUUAAGCCUUGAUGUGAAGUCAUAUUGUGAAAAAAACAAGGAAAAAUCAGCACUUGAGUUGAAAUGUGAAAAUUUGAGUCUGGCCUUGAAAUUGUCAGAGAAAACAACUGCUCUUUCUGAAGAAAAGAAAUCCUACAGCAUAUUAAAAAAUGAAUACCAGAUCUUGAAGUCAGAGUUGGAGAAAAAAGUUAUUUCUCUUAAUAAGGUACUUAAUUCAUUGGAUGAGUAUAAGAUUGAAAAUUUAAGACUGAAAGAAGAACUGGAGAGAGAAACUCUUACUUGUGCUGAGCUUAAACAAUUAUCUAAUGAAAAGGACUAUGAAAUUACUGCUUUAAAAUUAAUGCUGGAUUACACAUCAAAACAAAUGAAAAGUGAUUUUGAAAAAGAAGUGGCAGGAAAAGAAGCCUUAAUUAAAAAGCUGAGCAUGGAAAAUUCUCAGCUACAAGGUAUGAGAAAUCAGUCUGAAGACUUAAGUGAGAAUAAUGAAGCAAGUGUGCAUGCAGCCUUAGCUGAAUCUGUGAGCAGGUUAAAAGAAGCAGAGGAAUUAUAUAAAAAGCAAUUUCUUGAAAUUUCGAAACUGAAAAAAAAGUUUAAAAAUAAAUGUGGAAAAAAACAAAAGGUAACUCUAUCAGAAUCAUGCUCCCAAGCUUCUGAAUCUUUUUCUUCUGUUGAAGUUAAAGAGAAGUCUUUUUCUUCUAUUGAAGCCACUGGAUUUUCUCCAGGUGGAUCACUAACUAAGAAAGUUCCGUCUGUGAAAGACUCUAGUGAUUCUGAUACUGGAGAACAUGUUUUAGGCAAUACUGUUCCUUUAUAUCCACAGUUUCAAAAUAUUUUUCCUGAAGCAGAGCAUGUUAAACAACAAUUACAACCUAAUGUAUCUUGUAAGCCAAGCAAUCAAAAAAGCAUUGUGAAUGAAUCAAAUGCAUGUCCUUCUACGGAAACCACCAAAAAGGAUGUAGUUAUACAGCAGAUGGCCACUUCAUCAGCUUGCCACAAAGCAUUUGAACAAUGUGUAGAAAGGCCAUGUUAUGCAGUUGAAGACGAAAUUUUCUAUUCUGUUCCAUGUGUGGUUUGUGAAGUCCCUAUUAAAAUAUCUUCAACCUUUAAUGAAAACAUGGUAAAGCAUUUAGAAAAAGUGCAUCAGCAACAAAUGUGCCCAAUAUGUGGUCGAUUGUAUAGCAUGAGCCUUCCUCAGAAAUACUUUCUGUAUCAUGUUGAUGACCAUUUUGCUAACUAGGAGUUUUUUCCUUGCAUAUUUUGUUACGUUAUUCGUGGAUGUUUUCGUACUGCUUCAGACAGUUGUAAUAAAAAUUAACAGUGAUACUACUUGUUUUUCUGUCUGUUACUGAUUUAAAAAAUAUCAAAAGGACUCUGUUAUUGUAUUUAAAUGUAUUUGGAUAUGUAUAUAUACAUAUAUAUGUAUAAUAUAUGUGUGUAUAUGUGCUUGCGUGUAUAUAUAUAUAUAUUAUCAAGAGUUAAUUGGAAUAUGUUACAGCAUUUUAACCCUCCGAGCAUUACGAGUUUAGCCCUGAAAUUUCAAAGUUCCUCAAAAUGUCAUGAAUAAGUGGUAUUUUUGUGAUUUUAGUUAAAAAAUGAAUCUCUCAUUUUGUACCUUGAUUCCCUUUUCUUCCAAUAUACAUCCAAACCGAAAUCAAAUGCAUUAAAAGCUAGCAGAAAUUUUCAUUUGUAAUAAAUAUAGAAGGCAGUCUUCUAUAUGGAAUUUUCCAGCCGUAACGCUGAGAGGGUUAAAGUCAGAUAUCACCUAAUAAACUUUGUCAAAUAAAAAUAUAACAAUAUUAAAUGUUCACAAAUACAAAUUCUGUAUGCUUUGAAGUGUUGAAACCAGAAAUGAUUUUAAUUUAAAAAAAAAAAGAGAGAGAGAGAGAGAGAGAAAGGGGGAAAAAAAAAAGGAAGGAAAAAAAAGUUAAGUGUCUAAAGGAAAUAGCGAAGUUGGCUAAUUACGCUAAAAAAACUGUGCAGUGUGUACUUUAUACACAGAAAAGACCUGUUCAAAUCAAAUUGAACUAAAACAUUGUAGACAUGAUUCAUUUUUCAAAAAUAUCUUAUUUCAAUUUUUUUUUUUUUUUUUUUUUUUUUUUUUUCUAUAUUAAUUAUCUUGCCGAAAAUUUUUAACAUACAUAUAAAGGUUUUAAACAAAAGUUUUUAAUAGAUAUUUGAGAUAAUAUGAGCUAUAUAAUUCCUUGCUCAAAAAAAUUUUGUAUCAAAUAUAUGCCUACUGGUAUCUGUAGUGUGUUAAUAUUUAAUAUAAGCUUAUUCUUUGAAAUAAUUUUUGUAGUUUUACAUUUGACAUUGUGUCUUUUUAUAGACUGGUGUGUUGUCUUUUAAAUGCAAUUGUUAUUAAAAUUUUUAAUAAGGUUUUUCUUUUGUAAGAGCUUUUACCUGUAAAAUGGUAUUGGUAUUGAUCUUUUCUGACGUCAUUAUUCAGUCACAUUCCAUUUUUUCAGUUAGUUCAUCUUUGUAAUAAUGAUUUAAAAUUUUUGUUUGGAAUGGUCAUUAGCAGCUUAACUUGUAGUUUUACUUUUAUGUACGAUCAAUAAAAAUUUUUUUUAGUA
Stegodyphus dumicola is the source of this 3217-nucleotide messenger RNA. RefSeq lists its product as uncharacterized. The record is from RefSeq and is a predicted model, not a curated record. NCBI's taxonomy places the organism in Eukaryota, Metazoa, Arthropoda, Arachnida, Araneae, Eresidae.